AUGGGCCAAAACCAAAAGGCCAAACACAAUGCCACAGCGUCAUGUAGGCCGCCGCGACAGUUGUGUGUUGAGACUCCGAGUCGAGGUAGGGGCUGGGGGCGGAGACGGGAAUUUUUCUACGUGAAGUCGUCCAACAUGCUGCCGAACAGGCUGCUUAUCGCCUCGGCCCUCCUCAUGGGCCUCUGUGGCGCUUCGCACAUCGACAGCGGUCACCGCCAUGGUAGGUGUGACGCACUGUCCUGAAUGCCUGGCGGCGGAGAGAAUGACGAACAGUGCAAACCAGUCAACAAGCCAUGCAACAGUCCGUGUCUGUAUACAUGCAUCGAGACAGGUUCCACGAGUAUACUAUUCAGACGAGCCAACAUGUUGACUGCUGAUUCGCUCUUCCAGGCUAUCUCGAGGAGUCCGUGGAACGUGAAGGUGCUGUUGAGGACAGCAUUGAUACUUUGACGGGUACGCGUAUGAUGCGUGCAUGCUAAUCGGAGCCUUGUCCGCACGCCUCACGCGGUGAUAUUUGCUAUCAGUGCCCCAAGCCCACGGCAAUGACCAGCUCAGCCUGGGUGAGAUACAUAGACCAUACAGCACUCAGGCCCUGAGCCAAUCAUCAAUAUUCAUGGCUUCCAAUUCUCCAAUUGAUUGUCUGCCAGAGACAAGCUUUGAUGACCUUUUCCAGGGCACAAUCCCACAACUUGAAUGCAAUGCUACCGGUGAAUCACUCGAAUGGAUAUCUCAAAUGAAUGAGACAUCAAUUGUGAGACAUGCUAUACAAGUUGUUGGAUUUCUGCAGCAGAAUGCACUUACGAAGGCAAUAAAGGCGCGACAAAAAAGGCGCGACAGAAAAGGCGCGACAGAAAAGGCGCGACAAAGCGGCAAGAGUAG
Messenger RNA from Vitrella brassicaformis, 879 nucleotides. The record is from the annotation of a GenBank genome assembly. NCBI's taxonomy places the organism in Eukaryota, Vitrellaceae.